CGUCAUAAGCAGCUGUUUAUGAGAAAGUAGGUGUAUAGGUAUUUAUGUACAACAGUGAAUAGCAUGUACUUGUAAAAUUUGUGUAUAAAGUGUUUUGAAUUUGAAUAUGAAUGGACAAAGUGCAUUUAUUAUUAAUGAAGAAAGUCACGAAAAAAUAGUGACAGAAAAUGAAGAAGAGAAGCGUAAAGAGCGAAAAAGAGAAAAAACUAAUGCACGUCAAAGGGCAUAUUAUUAUCGUCAGAAAUAUUUGAAGAAAAAUGAAGAAAUAAUAAAAAAAGUACCAAAAUCAAAUGCUGAACGUCAAAGGAAAUUUCGUCAACAUAAUGCACAAAAAUCUUACAUGGAUAAUAUGUCUACAAAGGAGUUUGUAGAAUAUUGCAGGAAGCGACAUCCAUCAACAACGUGGAAUUACUUUCUAAAAUCCAGCGACCAACAGUCUGCUAAGUGCAAGAUAUGUUCUCGAGUUAUAAAAACCACCGGAUCAUCCACUAGUGGGUUACAUGCACAUUUGCGGUCGAGACAUAAGAUCAAAUUGGAAUUUGCUGAAAAAUGUUCUGGAAAGACCUCGUCACGAGUGCAGAGUGAAGAACAUACGACUCUAGAUACAAAUUUAGUAAUAGUUAAACAAGAACCAAUUACUGUCGAGAUCUCGUUUGAAGGUGGAAAGGCCUCGUCACGAGUCCAGAGUGAAGAACAUACGACUAUAGAUACAAAUUUAGUAAUAGUUAAGCAAGAACCAAUUACUGCCGAGAACUCGUUUGAAGGUGGAAAGGCCUCGUCACGAGUCCAGAGUGAAGAACAUACGACUAUAGAUACAAAUUUAGUAAUAGUUAAGCAAGAACCAAUUACUGCCGAGAACUCGUUUGAAGGUGGAAAGGCCUCGUCACGAGUCCAGAGUGAAGAACAUACGACUAUAGAUACAAAUUUAGUAAUAGUUAAGCAAGAACCAAUUACUGCCGAGAUCUCGUUUGAACGUGGAAAGGCCUCGUCACGAGUCCAGAGUGAAGAACAUACGACUAUAGAUACAAAUUUAGUAAUAGUUAAGCAAGAACCAAUUACUGCCGAGGACUCGUUUGAAGGUGGAAAGGCCUCGUCACGAGUCCAGAGUGAAGAACAUACGACUAUAGAUACAAAUUUAGUAAUAGUUAAGCAAGAACCAAUUACUGCCGAGAUCUCGUUUGAAGGUGAAGUACAAAACGAUGAAUAUAUUUAUGAUAGCAUAUUGCAAAGCAAAUAAAACAAGAAGGUGAUCAUUCUGAAUCUGAAUCAAUGAAGUUACUUAUUGCAAGAAUGGCAGCGCUGGAUGGAAUUUCUUUGAGCAAUUUUUGUACGUCGUUGGAUUUGCGUUGCCUUUUUGCUAAUGUAGGAUUUGAGCUGCCAACUUCAGUUGCAGAAGUUAUAAACAUAUUGACCGCAAAAGGUGAUAUUAUAAAGGCUGAAUUGGAGGAAAAAUUCGAGUAUUACAAAUAUGAUAAUUACAAAUUUUGUUUAAGUUUUCAACAAUAUCAGACGUCAUGCCAAUUGAAUUUGACGAAUUUCUAAAAAAAGUACAGUACUCCCAAACUGAUAAUGCGCAUAGAAAAAUUCGUCACUGUUCAGCAACUGUAAUAUUCCCCGAGCCUCCGAAGACGAUAUGUACGUAAUAUAGAGUGGUUAAAUGUAUUUUCUUCGUGCAUAGUUUAUUAGAAUUAUGAGUUUUAUUGUGAUUUUAUGGUAAAAGAGAUAAGUAACGAAAUUUGUUAAUUUGAAUAUUCAUGCAUUCGUGCAUUGUUGUAUGUAAGUAGUUAGGUAUAUUGGAAAUCAAUAAUAGUCUAGGGCCUCUCAAAUAAUAUAGGGCUAUUAAAUAUUAUAAGAGGCUGCAUUUAUUGCAAGCUGUUUUUGGCUCUUGCUGAAAAUUGGAAUAGUGCUUGUAAGCCAAAUAAAACAUAUUCUGCUUUUGCCAUUAACAAUAUCAAUAAAUAUUCAAUCUAAAAAUUCCAAAUUUUUAGUCAUGUACAUAAUAUAGGCAGUAGCAUUUUUAUAGCACUUCUUAGACAACAGGUGUUACGAUGUUAUCUGUUGCACAGAUAAUAAUAAUAUAAUACCAACGACGUAAA
Colias croceus (clouded yellow) is the source of this 2096-nucleotide messenger RNA. RefSeq lists its product as uncharacterized. The transcript is spliced from 4 exons. Bases 107 to 1237 code for a protein of 376 amino acids. Gene Ontology annotation, molecular function: DNA binding. NCBI's taxonomy places the organism in Eukaryota, Metazoa, Arthropoda, Insecta, Lepidoptera, Pieridae. The record is from RefSeq and is a predicted model, not a curated record.